UCCGGGACUUUAGGUGGCGGUAUUUCGGUAUUAUAUACAAGAUUAACCAACUAGUAGUUAGAUUUGUUCACAACUGGCAGUGCAACACUUCGGUUUGACCAUCGUAUAUUAAAUGUUGCUUUUUUAUCGCAGUGUUUAAGUAUUGCCUGUGAAGCAUUGCAGGCAGGACGAGAAUGUAUGUAUUCUUUAUGUAUUACUGAGGCUUAUUGGGAACUAUCCAAACAAAAGGCUGAUCUUGUCUUUUUAAGCUGUCAGCCCCAUGACAUCGGCCCGCUAAAUGUCAUACUUUGACACUUCACAUCUGAUCCAAUGAACUCAAGGGAAGGACUACACCAGUUCAUACAGUAAUUAAAGGUAAACUUACAGGUAAUAUUUAAAUGGAACCGACACAAGACGCCCCGCUGACCUCCACGCCAGUCCGCAACUCCUCCAAAGACUUCCUGUCCAACAUCUCCAGAACAAAAGAAGUGGAGCCAGAAAGCAGCAAAUUCACCAAUCAGUUGGAGACAUCAGAGGUAGAUUCAUCAUGCUGCCAAUCAAAGUCUGUAAGAAAACGUGAAAGUGCUCCCGCUUCCCCGAUAAGAAGACUUAGAAAUAGGGUGGUGAGAGAGCAAAUACAGACGCGCAGUCAAACCAGAAGAACUCCAGCCAAGCGCAGGCGAGGCAGGACGCGGAAUGUGCCGAUGACUGAGAGAACCACAUCUCAGUCAUCGGAGCACUCCACGCCUGAUGCUGCAGAGCAAGAAGACUCUGUACUGUCUUCAGAUCUGUCAAUAGAGCUGAGUCACCAUGAGGAACAGGUGCCAUAUUUGUUCUGCCAGGAUGAUAAUCCUAGUGAGGAGGACGAGGAGCUACCCAGUUUUUUGAUGCAGCAGGAGAAAAAUCCUCCAGCCAUUACAGGAGGAGCCUUUGUGUGGUACAAAUAUAGAAGUUACCCAUUCUGGCCUGCAUCGGUAAAAAGUGUGAACCGUAAGCAGAAAAAAGCGAGCAUCAUAUUCAUUGAUGACCCAUUGAUUCACCAAAAGAAAGGGUUGGCUGUGGCUCUGAAAACCCUGAAGCCUUUUGGCUGUGAAGAAGAUCAUGAGCUGGAGUGUAAAGCCAAAGAAAAGUAUAAUGCUGCAAUUGAGUGGUGCUUGGAUCUUAUAACAGACUACAGAAUAAAGAUCGCUUGUGGCUCAUUUUCUGGCUCCUUCCUCGAGUACUUUGCUCACGACAUGAGCUAUCCAUUGAGGAGAAAGUACCCGAAGGCAGCCUCAGAGAGACUUACCAUCCCCAGUGAAUCGGCAGAUGUGAUUGAGGCACCAUUUCAGGAUUAUGGCUUCAGUGACCAGCAUGAGGAGGUCAGCACGAGUUUAAAAAGGUUGCUGCCAGACCGGAGUCAUGCCACCCACGACCGUGCUAACAAAAAGCUGGUACAUUUCAUCGUAAAGCAGCGCAUGGUGGAAGGACGCCUUCUGUCUGUGAUCAGUGGGCAGCAGCCGUCCAGAUGGCUUCGCUCCUUUCUGAGUGAUCGGCGUAGGAUGGUGAACGUAUUCUUGGAAGAUGACCAGCAGUUGGACCAGGUCUACAGGUACCUAAAUGAACUCUACACAACAGCAGAGGCCAUCGCCCCUUGUCUACAUGGGAUAGACAUGCAGCUUGUCUCCUUUGUCCUGGAUGUGCUUCUUCCUGAGGCCAUCAUCUAUGCCAUUGCUGGGGUGGACAAUGUCCCAGUAAAAAAGGCAGAAGAAAAGUACCUUAAAGGACGAUGCAUAAGUAAAAGAGAAAGACAGGAGUUUGACCUAAUGAUUGAGCAACAGAUGAGGAACAAAUGCAAGUGUCAGAGCACUUCACCUGAUUUAUUGGAUGACCCCAUCAGUUAGAAGGCUGAUUAAUGUGAAAUAAUUGUAUUCUUUUUUUUCAAACAUUUUUUUAUACAAGCAAUGAUGCAUUAUUUUGUGCCUUUUUUUUUUUUAAAUCUGAAAGGAUUUAAUUAAAUUCUCCUUUGCCUCUUUUUAAGAUGCAUCCCUAUAAAUGGUGUGUUAUCACUGCAGAAAUAAUGAUAACAAAUGAUUGGUAUACUUUUGGAAUGAGGGCAAUUAUUGUCUGUGUACAGUGCUAAAUCCUUUGCAAAGCAAUUAUUUUGUUUUGCAAAUCAUGUGUUUAUCCAUCCUUAAAUGCUUAUGUGCUAUUCAUUUGUCAAACAUUAAAUGCUAUUACACACUAAAUACUUGACAAGUGCUUUAUAAAACACGGAUCUUUUAACACAAGUUAUCACAACAGCUCAACCACCAUGGGGCCAACAAUUGUAGCUCUUGUCUAGAAGGCCUAGAAGGUUGUAGCAAUAUCUAUUGUCAAUAACCUUGUUAUAGAAAAUAUAUAUAUAUUGAGAUCAUAGUAAUGCACUUGUCUCCCUCCCCCAAAGUCCUACACAAAUUAGGUUGAUUCCUUUGCCAAAAAAGACACAAGAACAAACAAGGAGGAAGAUUAAUUAUACUGAUAACCUUAUUUAUAAAUAAUAUUGUUUUAGUUCAUUAUCAGCAUCUUUGACAAUAUUGUGGUGAAAGGCUAAAGUGUAAAUCUUACGCGGUCAUCAUAUUCUGCAGUCUGAAACAGAUGUCCUAACAACCACAAGAAGAAGCAUUGUGCUAAGAGGAACAAUACAUCUCAAGCUAAAAACCAUUAUGACAUCAGCACAUCUCUGUAUUUUUCUCCAUCUUUAUUCAUUUAUACUUAUUAUUUGGUAUUUUUAAGCUUCAAUCUUUUCUUCCACCACGAGAAGUUGAUAUUUUUUCUGCUGAAACACUUUAGUCAACUUUAAGCCGUUAGAAAAAAAUGUCAUUAUGUUUGUUUAUUUAUGAUCUAUUCAAUAGUGGCACAUCUCCACUUCCAAUGGGACGUCAGGCCUGUUGUGGGGUUUCUGUGUUAUUUUAAUACAUCCAUGGGUUUCUGGGGUGGGUGUGCAGCAGCAGUUGAAAGAAACGCUCGGCCUCCCUCAAACAACUGGGAAAAACCAAUUUAGUAUCAGAUCCAAUAGUAUGUACCUGCAAUACCGGAGGCUGCAGUUUCAGGACCAACACCAUUUUGCAACACCAUCUAGGGAAUUGGAUGCUCGCAAAAGUACAACCAUCGAGUAUUGAGUCUACUACACAGCGAGUCUGUUUUAGACAUUGUAAUGCUUGUUAUUAACGAUCUAUGAAUGCAUGAAAAUACUUGUUUCUUACGGAAAUUAAAGAAAUAUGAUGAAAA
Molecule: messenger RNA, 3228 nt
Organism: Gymnodraco acuticeps
Lineage: Eukaryota; Metazoa; Chordata; Actinopteri; Perciformes; Bathydraconidae
Product: PWWP domain-containing DNA repair factor 3B
Exons: 13
Coding region: 378-1862 (494 amino acids)
Source: RefSeq, a predicted model, not a curated record